CGGGCCUAAUACGUUUAAAGUGAAUCAAAGUGUUUAGUGUGUGAGUGUGAGUGUGAGUGUUAGUGUCAGUGUGAUACUAGUCAACCAGUGCAAGAGAGCGGCCAAGGAUAAAUCAAAACAAAUUGAGAGUUACGGAUACUUAAGCCUGCGAUCAGCCUUUGGAUCGAACGACUUGCAUCAGUAGCUGUGUCAAUUAUCACAUCGUGGAUAAACUAAACCGCAAAUCGGACGAACCGAAUGAAGGAGAGAACCGGUGAGGCAACAGUGACGGAGAAAUUAGUGAUAAAAGUGACAAAAUGCUCGGUGAUUAUCGCAACUCUGUUAAUUGCGGAUCGGAUCACCCUGUGAAGUGCGUCGUUAAAGGCGAGAAAACCCAGCGUUAAGACUCUACUCGUUUUCGGUUGAAGGUGUAAUAAGUUCUCGUGCGAAAAGUGACAUCGGAUUGUGAACGGCAAUAGUGACUCUGACGGUGACUCAGCAGCCUCGAUCAGAUGCGUCCUUUGCGCCUGACCAAAGCACAGUUUCAGAUCGAGAAAAAGUUUCGUCCGAUUUAACCGCAAGCUGCAACUACUGCAGCUGCUACUGCUUUCCGGAAGCAGUGACUGUGACAGUGAUACCUAGUGACAGUGAUGUGGGUGCCAGAGCUUUCGCCCUCGAGUGCUGCAGGUGAAAGGAAGUCCGGUUAGUCGGGAAGGAAUACCGGAAGUUGCUGCAGGAUGAAGGCCACUCCGCAUCUCUGGCUCCACGCUUGUUGGCCUCUGCUGGCGCUACUCUCUCGUCAAUCUGAAUGCGCCGCGAAGAACGGAAACGGGGGCAACGUCGUCGAGCACCACCAGCCCUCCUACUGGGAGCAGCCGCCCUUCAGCCAGCCCUACUUCGACAACACAACCCGAAGGGAAACCACCACCACCGUUGGACAGUCCGCCUACCUUCACUGCAGGGUCCGGAACCUCGGUGAUCGAGCGGUUUCGUGGAUCAGGAAAAGGGACCUGCACAUUCUGACGGUCGGUAUUCUGACCUACACGAACGACCAGCGGUUUCAGUCACUCCACAGCGACGGUAGCGACGAGUGGACUCUGAAGAUCAGCUCACCCCAGAUCCGAGACAGCGGCGUUUACGAGUGUCAAGUCUCAACGGAGCCCAAGAUCAGCCAGGCUUACCACCUUAGUGUAGUCGUUUCGAAAGCCAUGAUCACGGGGAAUCCUGAACUCUACAUCAAAAGUGGAAGCGAUAUAAACCUGACGUGCACCGUCCUUAAGACUCCGGAGCCUCCGUCCUUCAUUUAUUGGUACAGGGGCGAACACGUUAUAAACUACAGUCAGCGGGGUGGAAUCAGCGUCGUAACGGAGAAACAGACGCGGACUUCGAAGCUGUUAAUUUCUCGGGCGCUACCCGCCGACUCGGGGAACUACACCUGCGCACCCUCGACGGCGGAGUCAGCCAGCGUCAUGGUGCACGUACUCAAUGGUGGGCGAGCAUCCGGCGGCUAUGCAGCAUGGAAAUUCGAGUAAUAGCGGAGCGGCGACAAGGACAUUAGCCCUGCUUCUCCUGCUGCUGCACGCUGGUUCGUUUGCGAGGUGACUGGCCGGCGGCUUCAACUACUGACUGCAUCAGCCCAGAAACAAGGAGCCCAUCGCAGCCCCGGUUCGCAUCCCUUCGACGACCCUGUGUCACCAGAAUCCCGACUGCAGUUUCCCUUGAAUUUCCCGCCCGAAGAAUCAGCGCCCUCCUUGUCGUCAUAACUGUGAAAA
This is a messenger RNA of Diprion similis, 1751 nucleotides long. RefSeq names its product limbic system-associated membrane protein-like. The record is from RefSeq and is a predicted model, not a curated record. Gene Ontology annotation, cellular component: neuron projection membrane. The transcript is spliced from 8 exons. The coding region runs from base 717 to 1511 and encodes 264 amino acids. NCBI's taxonomy places the organism in Eukaryota, Metazoa, Arthropoda, Insecta, Hymenoptera, Diprionidae. Gene Ontology annotation, biological process: synapse organization.